ACUUGCCCAAGGUCGCAAAGCAGACAAAUGGUGGAGCCGGGAUUAGGACCCAUGACCUUCUGUCUCCCAGGCCCCGAGCAGGUGGGGAAGACCAGGCCUUUGGGCAGGAGGAGUGUGGGCCCUGCGGCCUGCCAGGCCUCCCUCCCCGAGGAAAGGCCUUGAGCGUUGGCCUGGGGUGGCCAGCUUCAGGGACGCUGGCCUAGGCCUCCGGCUCCUGCCCGGGCACCAGGAAAGAUACCACCAACCUCCAGCCUGAACAGCCGCUAGCAGAGCUCAAAUUCCAGCGACCUCAGAAAACUACAGCAUAAAGGAAAAUCAGACCGUCGGAAACGUGUGCGGCAGCAGAACGCGCGCGCCGGAUCCCUCCCAGUUAGGGAGAGCCUCGGCUUUUCAAAUAAUAAACAGAUGACAUGAGUUUGUCACCCCUUUCCCCUCUCUAAUGGAGGUUUAAUUUUCUUUCUUUCGUAGAACACUCAGGAGGUUUCGUGUAACUUUGGCAUUCUUCACUGACAGAAUGACGACGUGCCUCACUCCCACCCUGUAGGGGUAACCUUAAUUAGCAGCUAUAAUCCUAACACUUAGGUAUUUCGGAAAGCAGAAUCAAGAUUAUGUUUAGGUUGUAAUAUCGUCCCUGAUUCAAAAGUCUACAGUGAAGAAAGAAGACCACAAUUCAACUUGAACCGAAGCUUCACAAAUUUAUACCUUUCAAGUAAAAUGAACGUGGCAAUGCUGCUCCAAUUUCCUCAUCAACGUUUUCUUAGAGGCCUUUCGCAAACAUCCUUUCAGAGCUCCUACUUCAUCUCUCAUUCAAGUACUCGUACCGCAUCAGGAUUCUCGUAUGGUCGACCAUUUAAUUCUCUUCAACACUAUUGUACAAAGUGGAUGCUGCCAUCAGAGGAUUUUAAGAGAAAGCUAUGUGUUCAGACAACCUUAAAGCAAGACACAGAGGGACUUUCUGACAAAGAAAGAAGAUUUGUAGAUAAACUUUACACUGGUUUAAUCCAAGGGCAAAGAGCCUGCUUAGCAGAGGCCAUUACUCUCAUAGAAUCAGCUCACAGCAGGAAAAAAGAGAUAGCCCAAGUACUUCUUCAGAAGGUAUUAUCUUACCACAGAGAGCAAGAGCAAUUAAAUAGAGGAAAACCGCUAGCAUUUAGAGUGGGAUUGUCUGGGCCCCCUGGAGCUGGAAAGUCCACAUUUAUAGAAUGUUUUGGGAAAAUGCUUACUGAGCAAGGACAUAAAGUGGCUGUGCUGGCCGUCGACCCUUCCUCUUGCACAAGUGGUGGUUCACUUUUGGGGGAUAAAACACGGAUGACUGAGUUAUCGAGAGACAUGAAUGCUUAUAUCAGACCAUCACCUACCAGUGGGACUUUAGGGGGUGUGACAAGGACCACAAAUGAAGCUAUUCUGUUGUGUGAAGGAGGAGGAUACAACAUUCUUCUUAUUGAGACUGUAGGUGUGGGGCAGUCAGAAUUUGCUGUUGCGGACAUGGUUGACAUGUUUGUUUUAUUACUACCACCAGCAGGAGGAGAUGAACUGCAGGGUAUCAAGCGGGGUAUAAUCGAGAUGGCAGAUCUAGUCGUCGUAACUAAAGCUGAUGGGGAUUUGAUUGUGCCAGCUCGAAGGAUACAAACAGAGUAUGUGAGUGCCCUGAAAUUACUCCGCAAGCGCUCCAAGGUCUGGAGCCCGAAGGUAAUGCGCAUCUCAGCCAAAACUGGAGAGGGCAUCACUGAGAUUUGGGAGAAGAUGAGAGAAUUCCAGGACCUCCUGCUUGCCAGUGGGGAGCUGAUUGCCAAACGGCAGAAGCAGCAGAAAGUUUGGAUGUGGAAUCUAAUCCAGGAAAGUGUGCUAGAACAUUUCCGGAGUCGUCCCACCGUGAGAGACCAGAUUCCUCUUCUGGAAGAAAAAGUCCUCUGUGGGGCCCUGUCUCCCGGACUAGCUGCUGACUUAUUAUUGAAAGCUUUUAAAAGCAGAGAGUAAUGUGAUUUAUUUUGACAGUAUUCCUCUGUGUUUGCACAAGGUAUUUUAAUAUUAAAAAAACGCAACAUA
Ornithorhynchus anatinus (platypus) is the source of this 2046-nucleotide messenger RNA. It is a transcript of the gene MMAA, whose product is annotated as metabolism of cobalamin associated A. The record is from RefSeq and is a predicted model, not a curated record. Bases 715 to 1977 code for a protein of 420 amino acids. The transcript has 7 exons. Lineage: Eukaryota; Metazoa; Chordata; Mammalia; Monotremata; Ornithorhynchidae. Gene Ontology annotation, molecular function: GTPase activity; GTP binding. Gene Ontology annotation, cellular component: cytoplasm.